UGGUUACCGUUGCGAAGGAAGCAGCGUCGCGGGUUGCUACGAUGGCGCCUGGUUCUGAGAGGGAACCUUCGCUUCGGGGAAGACAGAACGAGGCCUUCGAGGGAGUGAUGGCGGCGGCGGCGGAGGGCUGAGCGGGGUGGAUGGAUGGAGCCCGGCGGUGGCGGCGGAGGAAGCGGCAGCGACCCCUCCAGCGGCUCCGAGCGGCCGGCGGAGACCUGGCGUCGGGGCCGCGAAGGGGAAGGCCUCAGGAAGGGCCUCUCGGAGAGCGCCGUGCCGCGGGGCUUGGGCCGCCGGGCCUGGGCUGCUUUCUUCCCCUCCUCUGGGCCAAAUUUAAAAGUUCUUCUUGAGAGGGAUUUAUCAAAAGAACGUCAUGAGUUGCUAAAGGAUCAAAGAUUAUUUCAUACUCAAGCACGAAAGCUUUCUGUUGAAACAAAUAAAAGAAGGAGAGCACUGGAAGAAAAAUGGAAAGAGGAUGAACAAAAAGAACAAAAAUUUAGAGAACAAAUUCUGCUGCAAAGGAAACAGAAACAUCAAGAAGCCACUGAAAGAUUCCAACGUAGUCACCUUCCAUCUUCACAACGCAAGAGUGGAGGAGGAGUGCAGGGAAAAACAGAACCUAAAUUGGAUGAAGCUCUUCAGAAAAUUCAAGCAACAGGAUUCUUUCCAUUCAGAGUCACCGAAAGGCCUUCCUCAGCUACCAGAAAUGAUCCUUUUAAUUGGAAGCAGAACUCACCAAAUGUUAGGUGUGAUAGAAUAAUGCAAGAAAAUAGAAGGGGAAAUCUGAAUAGUGGUCAACUUCUCUUCCAACAAAAUCUAGAUGAAAUGCAGCAGCAACUGCAAGAACAGCACUUCAGCAACCUCCAGGAUUUUCAUCAAGAAGUAAAUGAAAUAACCCGUUCAGAAAGCGUUUCCAGUGUGGAUAGCCUUGAGGCUGGAGAACGAAAUGAAAGUUGUGCAACACUAAGUGAAACAUCCUCAUUGUCUGCCCAGCUGGAUUCUUCAAUGCACAAAUCACAAGGAUCACAGUUGAGACAUAAAUUUUUUUCCGAUAAGACUGAUACUCCUUUUUCUAAAAAUCAGCAUGUAAAUAAUUGGCUCAUAAAUUUAAAUACCUCAAAUGUCCAGACCACAUCCCCUUUCCGUGACAUUCUAAUUAAACACAAUAUUGUACCUUCUGAUGAAGAUGCUUCUGAUUGGAAAUCCUCUGGUCCAAAUGUGUCUAAACAAAGAGAGGCUGAGAGAUGUGCUUCUGAUGAUAAUCUUGCUUUCACACGAAAUAAAAGAGAAAGCAAAAGUUUUCUGUUGAAACGGCCAUCCUCAGGAAGAGUUCACGCAGAGACUCCUUCAGUUACUGAAACACCCUUUCUCAAAUCAAACAAAGCUUGGGCCAUCCAUGAGCCUACUCCAACUUCAUCAGUUCAGGAGAAAAAAUCUGAAUUACCCCAGAAACCAAGAGCCUCCUCGACACAGGCCUCUAAUCAAUAUGCACUAAGCAUUUCCUCUUUAGUUUUUCCUGCUACAGACUGGAGUACCAGGAAUCCACAUAAUAAUAGCCGUUUUAUUAAUUGUGCACAAAGGGCUAAAGAUGCUCAUGCUGCCAGAUGUACUGAAGAUACAGACUGCAUAACAGCUCCUAAAGAUGAAAAAGAUGUUGAACAUUUCAGUGAAAAAGAUGUUGAACAUAUUGAUGAAAAAGAUGUUGAACAUGUCAAUACUGAGGAAACAUUGCUUGAAGAGGCAUCUGAAGGCAGUAGUGAUCAACAGAAAAGCAAUGGCAAGGAGAAAGUAAAUGAAAAUAUUUUAUUUCUGCCUCAGGGAGACCUCUUGGUCAAUUUAUCUGACUUUGACCAACAGAAGACUGAUCACACUGGUGAAAGAAAAGGAGUAAAAUUUCCAAAAAGCAUUUUGAAAAAAGAAUCUAAAUAUGAACCUGGUUGUUUCAAAGCAGUAGUUGUAAACAGAGGAAUCAAAUUUGGGGGUCAAUCUGUGUCUGAUGCUAGAGACAGCAUUGAAUUGGCCAAAAUAAAAGGGAAAGAUGCAGAUAUUCCAAAGAACAAUAAAAAACUUAGAUGGUUUGAUGAAAUUAACAGAGUAGUGGAAGGGAAUGAUGAUGAAAAAUGUUCUGAACAAAGUAUUACUGAAAUAUUUCAACCACAAGUCCAAUCACCUGGUAUUCAAAUUAAAGCCACUGCUUCUAAAACUAAUAUUAAAAGUGUUCCCUUUUAUAUGCUCAGUUCCGUUUUCCCAGAGACUCACCAGAAUUCUCAGAUAUCUAACCAAACUACUGGAGGCUCAAAUAGGGAUAAUGUGAUACAGAGUAAUUUUGGAUCAAGUGGUUAUCAUGUUGCUAAACAGGCAUGGAUGGCACCAAGAGGUGAAGAAAUUAGAUCUGCUCUACAUAAUUGUGACUCUAAAAAUCCAAAAAACAAUCCACGUAAGGGUAGAACAAAAACUAUCAAAAGACCCAAAUCUGCAAAAUCCCAAUCAACAACUUCAGUAAUUAAAAACCGGAGGGGUACCAUUAUCCGACCACAGUCUGCUAGUGAAGCCCCCAAGGUUAUGAAAGCUCAGGGCAAAAUCAUUGUGCCUCAUCCACCUUGUAAAGCAAUACCAGACAAAGGACUGGAUGAAAGUCCUGCUGACGUUGUCUACCAGUCAGUAAGCCCUUGUAAGCUUCAAACAGAUACUGAAAAUAGUAAUUUUUCAAAUGGAAGGUCCUUUUUGCCUGAAGGUCAAGAUGUGAGUAGAAAUAACACAGGAGAUGCUUUGCCUUCAACUAAUGCUUACCGUACUCAUGCAGCCACAAUGAGACCUUCUUAUAGUGUAUUCACUUAUGGGCCUUUAACAAAGACAAAGGUCAUCACAAACGCUGCACCGUCAAUUGUGCGCUCCAACAGUUUUCCAAAAAGGACGCCUGUAUACUCAGAAAAUGUAUUACAUCUAGAUCGCAUCCCGACUGAUGAAGAAAUUACAGUUUUGUGGCAAGGAGUACACCAUGCACUGGCUCAAAAAGAUGUCACUGCUGGAGAUUCUCAGCAUAACUCAACUAAUGGUGAUGUACCACCCACUAGACCUAAUGUGUCUCAUAUUACUAUUGAUGGUGGUAUUCUAUCGGGCAAUAUAAAAUCAAGUUUUAGAUCAAAUGCUUCUAAGCCCAGCACUUCUGUUGCUUUUGCAAGGCGAAAACAAAUGAAUGAAAACAAUGAAUAUAAGCGCAAGGCCCUUCUAGAACAGAGGAGACAAAUGACAGCCUCUGCCAGACAGAAGGCCACUGGUGUUGGACAGAAUAUUGCACCAGUUGUGAAGAAAGUGCAGUCUCAGCUUGCAUAUGAACCAAUUCAAAGUAAUUCUAAUGAAGUUUCAGACAGCACUACACAGUUUCUGCUGGCAGAAAACCUAGCGAACCUAUCAGCUACAGAAAGUGAAAUAUUGAGUGGUUUGGAUGUAGCCCAAGCACACAAGCAGACAGUGGUGCUAAACCGACCCCCACGGCAAGGAAUGAGUGCUCUGUCAUUUGAAGAGCACCAGGUUCUUCAGUCACUUGACCGCCUUAAUCAAAGGCUGCAGAAUGUCCAAGAAACCAUUAACAAAAACCCAUCUUCUACAAGUGUCAUGCAGACUAUUUCCCCUUUGAUCGCAUCCCCCUCAUACAUGGACCUUAUACAUCCUAUGCAAAGGUAUAAGAGUGUGACAGAUGCCACCCACACCCUGAAGCAGAAAAAAUUCUGACUUGACCUAAUGAAGGCUGUUGACCUGAGAUUUAUUUUAAUAUAUUCUUGACUGUUAUCUUUGUAACAUUCAAUGAUUUGAACAUGACUUAAAUGCUAUUUAAGAUAUCUAAAAAAAAUAAAGAUGUGACACAAGUAUUGACUGCUUGUUACCUAGUUUACAUUUAGGGCCACUGAAUCUUUUUAUAUGCACUUUAUUGUAAAAUAUAUUGUAUUUUUUUAAAUAAUGCAGUCACCUCAUGUUUGAUUGAGUGGUGAUAUUUUUAAUUUAUUGUAAAUUUUAAUUAAAAAGAAAUUAUUUUAAUACUGAUUAAAAGUAUGUCUAAGUUCA
Molecule: messenger RNA, 4059 nt
Organism: Anolis carolinensis (green anole)
Lineage: Eukaryota; Metazoa; Chordata; Lepidosauria; Squamata; Anolidae
Gene: cep126
Product: centrosomal protein 126
Exons: 12
Coding region: 145-3729 (1194 amino acids)
Biological process (GO): non-motile cilium assembly; mitotic spindle organization; cytoplasmic microtubule organization
Cellular component (GO): centrosome; ciliary base; midbody
Source: RefSeq, a predicted model, not a curated record